Racocetra persica is the source of this 166-nucleotide messenger RNA. NCBI's taxonomy places the organism in Eukaryota, Fungi, Glomeromycota, Glomeromycetes, Diversisporales, Gigasporaceae. The record is from the annotation of a GenBank genome assembly.
GCCUGAAAAGAUUUUGCUAGAAAUCAAGAUAAGUAAUUUAGAUAUCGAAGUGUCUUCACUUCGUAAGACCGCAUCUAAUUACUCAGAUACAAACUAUUCUGCUCUGCAAACUCAUAUCUCUAGUUCUUCAGGUUUUAGUUCUAUAACGACAAGACAAAUGAUAUGA